UUGGUUUGUAGCUGUAUGGGAGUGGAGAAGGUGAUGGUAUUCUUCAAGUUGGGCCUUACUUAACUUUCAUUUAUUUUGUUUUUCCGUAUUUUUUGUGUUGUUGUUUUAAGUUUUGUGUUUUUCCAAAAUGCCACAACCAACGGAUAACUUGCCUCCUUCACAGCAUUGUUUGGCGCGAGCUUUGUACGAUAAUAUCCCGGAUUCACCUGACGAGCUCGCAUUUCGUAAAGGGGAUACUUUAAUCGUCCUGGAACAGAAUACGGCAAAUAUCGAAGGGUGGUGGUUGUGCUCUCUGCGAGGUAGACAGGGUAUUUGCCCGGCUAAUAGACUUCGGCUGAUACCAGGAGUGUACGAAGACACUGGACAGACGAGAGUUUGUUCACCGCAGUUAACAGAAAUAUCCGGCGAUUUUAGCUGUCUUCAAAGACAGGGAAAAAGAAGAAGUUGGCAUGUGCAACCAAACCAGGUGGUGACUCCUAAGAAAUACAACGACGUGUACUUAUACGACAUGCCCCCAUCUCGCUGCUCCCCCAGCCCCGGUUUCAGCCCCCACGUGAACGACUGCUACGACGUGCCCCCUCGCGCUAUUCCCGUGACUUGCACGCGAUGCUCUCCUGCACCUUCCUGCGUUUCUCCCAUAAAUCGCGACGUCGGCGAAGCCUACGACAUCCCUCGCUCAAUCCUCAGCCAACCCAGCCCCAUUAGUCCCUCAAGCUCGGCCAGUUCCCUCACAGCGGACUCCCUCAGUUCCUCAAAUCGGAGCAGUUUGGUCAACAUGCCCGAUUACGACGUGCCAAGACCCCUCAAUAAACCCCAACUGUUCCCUCAUCCUCACGACAUCCUCACAUCCCAAAAUUUGAAAGAACUCCCUUUGGAGCUAAAUUCGGCUUUGGAAAACUUAGAGAGGCUACAGUCUGACACCACGAGUUCCAUUUCCAAAUUGUUGGGGUUUGUGGGGCCCCAAUGGCGGACGCGGGAAAAACUCGAGAGCAACUUGAUGGAAAUAAAACUCGCAGUGACUAGAUUGAGGACUUCGUUGCAUGACCUAGCGGAGUUCGGGGAAGGCACCCUAGGGAAUGCCACGAGAGCCUCCGAUAAGAACCUCGCGAGUAAAUUAGCCCCUCUAGUAGUAGCCUUAAAAAAAUCCGAUUCUUUAGUAUGCGAAGCAACGGAAAAGUUAAAUGAACAAAGAUGGUCUCUUGAUUUGUUAUCACGCUUCGACGACGAUGAAAAAACCCGAAAACCCGACGAACUCGAGCAGUUAGUGGCGUGCUCGCGAGCCCUCACCGAAGACAUCCGCCAAAUCGCCUCCUUCAUCCAAGGCAACGGCUUGCUCCUCUUCAAACGCGAGCCCCAAGUCAACAACAACAACGAGUGGCUCGAGGACUACGACUACGUCAGUCUCGACUCGAAGGAGGCCGUAGCGAAGAAGCACGCCGAGAUCCGAGAAGCCCUCCCCAAAGAGCUCAAAAAGACUUACGACCAUUUGGUUAAACACGCAGACGAUGUCGCUUUCGAUAGUGAGCACAAAACAGGCCUGGAUUCGGACGAUAAACAACUUUUGAGUUUCUUUGCAACCCAAUUAGUAACACACCAUAGAAAUUUAACACAAGCCAUUGAUGCGUUUUUGCAAACUGUUGAACAUAAUCAACCCCCGAAGGUGUUUCUCGCUCACGGGAAAUUCGUCGUUUUAAGUGCUCACAAAUUGGUUCAUAUUGGUGAUACGGUUCAUAGGAAUGUCUCCUGCAAGGAAAUUAAAGAACGAGCCUUGAAUUGUGCCAAUUCUUUGGCGGAUGCGCUAGCCACUAGUGUAAAUAAGACCAAACAAGCAGCUUUACAAUUCCCUAAUGUCACUGCGGUGCAAGAAAUGGUCGAUUCGAUUGUCGAUAUUUCCUACUCUGCACGGGACCUUAAAGUAUGUUUAGUGCAAGCUGCAAAUCCAAUGUAGUUUUUUUUGACUGAUUUAGGUGUACAUUUUAUUUAUAGUUUCACUAAAUUUACAAGAAAUUACCACCGAGGAUUUGAACUUUUAGGGAAAUUACGUUUUUCAUGUUGUUUCUAACUAGAAUUUUCAGUGUUGGUUACCCCUAAAUUUUGACACCAGAAACCAACCUAACCAAAUUUAUGGCCCUAAAUCCUAGGGAGUAAUUUCUUGUUGAUACGAAACAGUAUUCACUAUUCGAGCUCAUGGCAGAGCCAAAAAAUACAGUUUUCUUUCUGUUUCACAUUUUUCCUUGUACAAAAUAUAUUCCACUUCCGCCACCA
Messenger RNA from Tribolium madens (black flour beetle), 2265 nucleotides. RefSeq names its product breast cancer anti-estrogen resistance protein 1 (gene p130CAS). The record is from RefSeq and is a predicted model, not a curated record. Gene Ontology annotation, biological process: cell migration; cell surface receptor protein tyrosine kinase signaling pathway. The transcript is spliced from 4 exons. Gene Ontology annotation, molecular function: protein binding. The coding region runs from base 128 to 1948 and encodes 606 amino acids. Gene Ontology annotation, cellular component: cytoplasm; plasma membrane. Lineage: Eukaryota; Metazoa; Arthropoda; Insecta; Coleoptera; Tenebrionidae.